Molecule: messenger RNA, 1155 nt
Organism: Lemur catta (Ring-tailed lemur)
Lineage: Eukaryota; Metazoa; Chordata; Mammalia; Primates; Lemuridae
Gene: SH3YL1
Product: SH3 and SYLF domain containing 1
Exons: 10
Coding region: 111-1139 (342 amino acids)
Cellular component (GO): ruffle membrane
Molecular function (GO): phosphatidylinositol binding; protein binding
Source: RefSeq, a predicted model, not a curated record
CCCCGCACCUGCCUCAGGUGCCACCUGGCGGGCGCCCCGCCCAGAGGCGGAGCCGGGCGCGCUUCCUGUUCCUGGCGGGGCGCGGCCGCCGGCGGGACGGGCUCGGCGCGAUGAACAACCCUAUACCCUCCAAUUUGAAAUCAGAAGCAAAAAAGGCGGCUAAAAUACUGAGAGAAUUCACAGAAAUAACUUCCAGAAAUGGGCCUGACAAGAUCAUUCCUGCCCAUGUCAUCGCGAAGGCCAAAGGCCUUGCAGUCCUGUCCGUGAUCAAAGCCGGGUUUCUGGUGACAGCCAGAGGAGGCAGCGGGAUCGUGCUGGCCCGUCGUCCGGAUGGCCAAUGGUCUGCACCUUCAGCCAUUGGCAUCGCUGGCCUCGGAGGGGGAUUUGAAGUCGGAAUUGAGGUAUCAGAUUUAGUAAUAAUUCUGAAUUACGACCGAGCAGUGGAAGCUUUUGCAAAAGGCGGGAACCUGACCCUCGGGGGGAACUUCACCGUGGCAGUCGGGCCCUUGGGACGGAAUCUGGAAGGAAACGUAGCGCUGCGGAGCUCGGCCGCCGUCUUCACCUACUGCAAGUCACGAGGGCUCUUCGCCGGCGUCUCUCUGGAGGGGAGCUGCCUGAUCGAAAGGAAAGAAACUAAUCGAAAAUUUUAUUGUCAAGAUAUUCGAGCUUAUGACAUUUUAUUUGGAGACAUACCACGACCUGCUCAAGCAGAAGAUCUCUAUGAAAUCCUCGAUUCCUUUACUGAAAAGUAUGAAAAGGAAGGACAGCGCGUCAACGCGAGGAGGGCGGCCAGGGAGCAGCGGAAGUCCUCGGCUAAAGAAGAACCUCCAAAACCAGCAUCGAGACCACAGCUUUGCCCUGGACCAGUCCAGCUGAACUCUGGCUCUCCAAGUAACAGAAAUGAACAUAAGCUCUAUCCUGAACUUCCCAGCUAUCAUGAGAGAGUUGGCAGUUCAAAUCCACCGAUAGAGGUGACGGCACUCUACUCGUUCGAGGGACAACAGCCAGGGGAUUUGAGUUUUCAAGCUGGAGACAGAAUCACAGUCACGUCAAAGACAGACUCGCAUUUUGACUGGUGGGAAGGAAAGCUUCGAGGUCAAACUGGCAUUUUUCCAGCCAACUAUGUAACCAUGAAUUAAAGUUUGUGCCACUUUC